Molecule: messenger RNA, 2515 nt
Organism: Cladocopium goreaui
Lineage: Eukaryota; Dinophyceae; Suessiales; Symbiodiniaceae
Source: the annotation of a GenBank genome assembly
AUGGCAGACCCUUGCGAGAUCUUCCUGGGAGGCCUGCCGCACGAGCCCAGGGAGCGUCUGGGAGACUUGGAGCUCGCUUUGCGCACGGCACUGGAGGACUUUGCUGCAACCUUCACCGAUACUGAGAAUGCACAGGUUCGCAUUCGACUUCACAGUUCCUGGAGGACAGAAGGUGUUGGACUUGGCUAUGGUUUCGCCUGGCUGUCCAGCUCCGCAGCCGCCCAGCUCUGUGCGGAUGGCCAAGUGCAGUAUCGGCUGCGAGGUGACAGCUGCACUUGUUGGGUUCGGCCAGCCCGCGGCCACAAAGAGGGUCGCGCGGCGCCUUCAAAGGUGCAGCAUGACGCGUGUCUAGAAAUCACUUGCUUUAGUGACCUGGAUGAGGCUUUAAUCCUCCAAGCAGUGCAGAGAUGGCAGACUUUUUUGGACCCAUGGAAAGUGGGUAUCGACUUCUGCCAUACAGCUGUGGGCGUUGCCGGCGCCGCGCUGCCACCGGUGAAAGCCGGGGAUGGCAUUGUUGUGGUGGGUCUGAAGAGCGGAGCCUUUCCAGAGACCUGGCGGGCUCCAUUGCAAGCCACGAAAGCUCCAGUGUUGAUCUUGGCUGCAGGUGAAGAUGGUGACGCUUUUGACGUCGUCUCCUGGCGCGAAGUGCAGGUAGAUCCAGGCGCCGCCGCGGCGCCUGGUGCCCUGGUCUUCUACGCCCUGCGCCGCGCUGUGGCGUGGCAUCUCAGAGAGCGACUGAAAGUCUUCGUGUGUGAUUGCGAUCAAACUUUGUGGGGCGGUGUGGUGGCCGAAGACGGACUGCAUCAGCUGGAUAUGACGGGGCCCUUUGGACUUCUGCAGACAAAGGUGGCACGUCUUCAGGAGUCAGGACGUUUGGUUUGCCUGGCUUCCCGCAACGAUGAGGAGGAUGUCUUGCGAGUCUUUUCGGAACGGGCCAUUUCCAUGGCUCUGAAGAAGGAGCAGUUGGCAGCGUGGCAGAUUCAUUGGGGCUCCAAAGCAACGAGCCUACGACGUCUUGCCUCCGAACUCCGUUUGGGUUUGGAGGCCUUCGUUUUUCUGGACGACAAUCCCAUGGAGCUCGAAAGUGUCCGUCAGCAGCUGCCAGAGGUGAUCACCCUGUCCAUCCCUUCGGAUCGCGAAGCUUUCAGCGACCUCCUAGGCAGACAUUGGGCCUUGGACCGCUGGAAAGGCAGCCUCACUGCAGAGGAUACCCAACGCACACAGAUGUAUCGCGAGCAGGUCUUGCGCAAAGCCGCGAGGCAACAGGCUCCGAGUUUCGAGGUCUUCCUACAGCAGCUGCAGGUCCGGAUUGAUUUGCGGAGACCCAAUGCUUCAGAGAUGGCGCGUGUGUGUCAAUUGUCACAACGGACCAAUCAGAUGAACUCAACCCAGCUUCGCUUCGCGAAUGAAGAACUCUUAAAGGACUGGGCCGCAGGUGAUGGUCGAUGGAUCCUGGCCGCCUGGGUCUCUGAUCGCUACGGGGACUACGGCUUAGUAGCCUGCGCCUUCUGUUCCACCGCUGCAGAGGCAGCGCUGGUGGAGUGCCUCUGCAUGUCCUGCCGCGUCCUUCACCGUGGCGUCGAAGAGAAAUUGCUGGCGAAGAUCGCCGCAGAAGCGGAGGAGCAAAGCCUGGAGCAGGUGUUGAUCCCGCUGCUUCGCAGUCCACGAAAUGACCUCAUGCUGAACUUCCUGAAUCGCGUCGCAACAUGGGCUGAGGUCGCCCCGGCCAGUGAAGGCUCCCUGGUUCCCGUGGGGCGCCACAAAGGGCGCGGCAGCCUGGCACCGGCCAUGCGCCUGGCUGCACGGAAGUUGAAGGACUUGGAAGGCCAACACACCUCCUCCGAGCUCGACGACGCCCAAUCAACGACGGAGGGUCCCGCGGCCGCCGCGGUGUCUCCCGCGGUGGAGUGGUCGGAGCUGCUGGGUGCCUUGGACCUGAAGGUUGCCUCGCAAGACUGGAUCCCUGGCAACUGCCGGCAAUCGAGGUACGAGUUGGCUGCAGCGGGGGCACCUUAUGUGGUCACCACUUCCAGAAGCGGACGCAUUGCCGCGGGGCAGCCAGAACUGGUGCAGUUGCAGGAAAACUUGCGCCAGAUGUGCACGCACUACAAUGCGAAGAUCGAUGGUUGUGACAUUGCCGCCCUAACCGACCUGUUCCAGUGGAUGCAACGUCCCGAGACGCAGGCGGAGGACGUUGACCUCUUCGGCACCUGCUUGGGGACGGUGGGUAAAGCUCCAGCUCUGAUGAGCUCCGACGAUGUCCAGAAACUGAAAUCGACCAGGGAUCAUAUGCAAGAGACCUGCAAUCUCUUGGAAGAGGAGCUGAAGAAUGGCCCGUCUGCACAGCAUGAAUGGCAGCUGAGGGAAAUGAAGAAGAAGGUUGUGAAGCUGGAUGAGGUCCUUGGAAAGAUGAACCCAUGAGCCGCUGCGGAGCGAACAGCAGAUCACAUGGCUGUCGGUCGCGUGUUAAACAGUACAUACCCUCUGGUUAUUUAACAUAGCCAUUGAAAAUGGC